Molecule: messenger RNA, 1269 nt
Organism: Puma concolor (puma)
Lineage: Eukaryota; Metazoa; Chordata; Mammalia; Carnivora; Felidae
Gene: SCRN3
Product: secernin 3
Biological process (GO): proteolysis
Molecular function (GO): cysteine-type exopeptidase activity; dipeptidase activity
Source: RefSeq, a predicted model, not a curated record
AUGGAACCUUGUUCCUGUGAUACUUUAGUGGCAUUACCUCCAGCAACGGUUGAUAACAGGAUUAUUUUUGGAAAAAAUUCAGAUAGAUUGUGUGAUGAAGUACAGGAGGUAGUUUAUUUUCCUGCUGCAGUUCAUGAGAACCUGAGAGAACAUCUUCAGUGUACUUACAUAGAAAUUGAUCAAGUUCCUGAAACAUAUGCUGUUGUCCUCAGUCGCCCAGCUUGGUUAUGGGGGGCAGAAAUGGGAGCCAACGAGCAUGGAGUUUGCAUUGGGAAUGAAGCUGUAUGGGGAAGAGAAGAAGUGUGUGAUGAAGAGGCGCUACUGGGCAUGGAUCUUGUCAGACUUGGCCUUGAAAGAGCUGAUACAGCUGAAAAAGCCCUCAAUGUCAUUGUUGAUCUAUUAGAAAAAUAUGGCCAGGGUGGAAAUUGUUCAGAGGGUAGGAUGGUAUUCAGCUAUCACAACAGUUUCCUGAUAGCUGAUAGGAAAGAAGCCUGGAUUCUGGAGACUGCAGGGAAGUACUGGGCAGCAGAAAAAGUACAAGAGGGAGUUCGUAAUAUUUCUAAUCAGCUUUCUAUAACAACCAAGAUUGAUCGGGAACAUCCAGACCUGAGAAACUAUGCUAAGCAGAAAGGUUGGUGGGAUGGUAAAACGGAGUUUGAUUUUGCUGCAACAUACUCUUAUCUUGACACAGCCAAGAUGAUGCUUUCACCAGGCAGAUACUGUGAAGGCUACAAGCUUCUGAAUAAGCACAAAGGAAAUAUAACUUUUGAAACAAUGAUGGAAAUUCUCCGAGAUAAACCAAGUGGCAUUAAUAUGGAGGGAGAAUUCCUGACCACUGCAAGCAUGGUUUCUAUUUUACCUCAAGACUCCAACCUUCCUUGCAUUCACUUCUUUACAGGGACUCCUGAUCCUGAGAGAUCUGUUUUUAAGCCUUUCAUAUUUGUGCCAAAUGUUUCACAACUAUUGGAUACCAGCUCACCAACAUUUGAUCUUGAAGACCCAGUUAAAAAGAAACCACGUUUUCAGUUUAAGCCUGACAGAAGACACCCACUCUAUCAAGAACAUCAACAGGCAUUGGAAGUAAUAGACAAAAAGGAGGAAAAAGCCAAAACUAUGUUGGACAACAUGAGGAAACUGGAGAAAGAACUAUUUAAAGAAAUGGAAUCAAUUCUUCAAAACAAGCAUCUUGAUGUUGAUAAAAUUGUUAAUCUCUUUCCCCAGUGUGCAAAAGAUGAAAUUAGAAUUUAUAAGUCAAACAUUAGUUCUUAG